AAGCAGACAUGUAUAUUAUAAAGUUUAUGGGAACGGUAUUUUUUUUUUUUUAAGUAGCCUAUGCAAUUAGCCUACAUUGAAGAUGCCAGGAAAUUGAGUAGCCUACGCUAUUGCCCAACUGAUCGCAAAAACAGAGUUUCAAAGGUACAGCUAUCGUGACGUCACUCAUCCGCGGCAGAGUGAGAGAGCAGCGACGAUCGGCUGCGGAGGAUACCGACCCCGCAGCGGGGACGGGACAACCGCCAGGCGAGAUGGCCCCUAUCCCUUUCUUCCUUGCAUCCCGCAUCGCAACGACCCCUUGGCACGCAUGAAGCCCCCGUUGAUGAAGCCAAAACCGGCCAAAGCAAGGCAGAAAAAGGCCACUGAGAGAGAGAAUGUACUGGCGCGUCGGGUUCGCCUGGACGCGCUCGUUUGUGGUUGAUCUUGGACGGAACCAGAGCUUCUCCUUCGGCUUGUGCGGCUCCAAUGAGCAGCUCUCGUUGUAUGGGUACAUCAURGCCUACCCUCUGCAGGACUACGGCGGGAUCAUGCCGCUCCUUGGGUCGGACUCGUGGUGGCGGAAAACGCUCUAUCUGACCGGGGGCGCUCUGCUUGCCGCCGCUGCCUAUCUACUGCACGAGCUGCUCGCCAUCAGGAAAGAACAGGAGCUGAACUCUAAAGAUACCAUCAUCCUCCACCAGUUCUCCAGGCCAAAGAGUGGUGUCCCAUCUCUCUCCCCCUUCUGCCUCAAGAUGGAGACCUACCUGCGCAUGGUGGACCUGCCCUACCAGAACUACUUUGAUGGGAAGCUGUCUCCCCAGGGGAAGAUGCCAUGGAUAGAGUACAACCAGGAGCAGGUGUCUGGUACAGAGUUUAUCAUCGACUUCCUGGAGGAGAAGCUGGGCGUGAGCCUCAACAAGAACCUCAGUCCCCCGGAGAAGGCUGUGUCCCAGGCUGUCACCAAGAUGGUGGAGGAACACUUCUACUGGACCAUAGCGUACUGUCAGUGGGUGGACAACCUGGAGGAGACCCAGAAGAUGCUGGCAGUGAGUGGGCCACUGAGUGACCUACUCAAGUGGAUCCUGAGUCGCCUGACUGGCAGCAUUGUGAAGAGGGAGAUGUACGGCCACGGGAUUGGACGAUUCACCAAGGAGGAGGUCUACUCUCUAAUGGAGAAGGACAUGCGGACGCUGGCCACCCUACUCGGUGAUAAGAAGUACCUGAUGGGUCCUAAGCUGUCUAUGGUGGAUGCCACUGUGUUCAGCCAUCUAGCCCCUGCCAUGUGGACCCUGCCGGGCACAAGGCCAGAGCAACUCAUCAAAGGCGAGCUGAUCAACCUGGCCAUUUACUGUGAGAGGAUCCGCCGGCGCUUCUGGCCCGAGUGGUUUGUUGAUCUGGAGGAUUUCUGUUACGAUGACACCACAGAGGACGACGACUCCCCGUCCAAACUCCAGGACCUGGGGCUGUACUCCCGUACAGACACCUUCCAGGAUGAGGCCAGCCCUCCUCACACGCACACACACACAAUCUCACCAGACAGUGACCUCACGGGCCACUCGCUCUACGACUCGGACAUGGACACAGAGGGCUCUGAGAUGGAGCAGCUCAAGUGUUGACUGCCGUAUGACACACACACGACACACACACCGCCUGGAGGGGUCUCAUUGCCCCCCCCCUCCCCACAACACAGCGCCCUGUACCUGUUGAGCAGGGAAUAACUACUGAGGGGCAUUUCUGUUGCCAGAGGCUGUUGUUUGUGUUAAUGAGUGAUGGAUUCAGAGAUUCUACACACACAAUGGGCUGGAGGAAAUGAAAGACUGAAUAUAGAUAUAAAGGAAUAGAGAUAGAGGAGUAGAGAAAAAAAGGGAGUAAAAUAGGAAGAGAGAGAAAAACAGCCAAAGAGGGAUAGACAGAGGUAAAGAUAAACCGAUGGAGAAAAGAGUUGAGAAAAAGAAAGAUCAGGAGUUAAUGACGCCAUCGCUGAGAAACUCCUCUACCUGGGUGACAUCAACGCCUGUUGCCCAGUUUCGCAUUGUCGAGUUGUUGUUACCACGGCAACAACGUGGUGUGUGUUACCUGUGUCCCCCAAUUUGAGAUGCAUUGUGUGUUUGACGUACCAUGUGUGUUUGACGUACUGACCCCGUGACUUGCGUCRUUGCAAAAUAUGAAUCAUUCUAUUGAUAUGUCAGACACUGUUCAGACAAGAUGCAGAUGAGUGCAGUUUCAUAUAAAUAUGUAAUCAGAUCCCAAAUCUGAUUUAAUAUGAGUAUACAUAGUAUAGAUAGCCUGCUAAUUACAUAUAUGAUCCCAAUGUCAUAUAAUGCAAAUAUGUGGUUCUCCCAUACAACAUCUCAGUGCUUGUUAAAUAUGACCAAACUACCUGGUGACCCCCAACUAACCCCUUUAUGCUGAUCUAGGAUACGUUUUAGAACUUCUAAUUCAUCCAUUUGUUCCCAGAAGACUGACACUUUUCAUCUGCAGUCAGGGCAUUGAGUAUUUCCUCAACCCUUUAUAGAAUAGUCUGAUGUUAUGGGGGAGUUGCAGAUAUUGUAGAUUGUGGGGACAUCUCAAAAGUCUAAAGUGGCUUCCUUUCCUCGUCUCCUCUCUAUAAUCUGCACAGAUCUGAAAACAUUGGAUAGGUGAAAGCAAUAUGGUGGAUGCCUACUGGAACGUUCUUCCACUUGUCCAAUUCUUUCAUAUCAGAUGAAGAGGAGGAGAGGAAACUACUGGAGAUCCUUAGUUGUGUGUACUUUUAGCCAUUGAGAGCAGAUGAAACAAUCAUGUAGAAAUAGACUAAAUAGACUAGAUAGACAUGGAGUUGCAUGGCUGAUAGGUGCCAAUGAAAAUCACACUUUAUCCUGCUGGUUAUCUGUUAUCUACGUUUCUACGCUGGCCUGUCUUAAUGUUUACUGUGAUGCAGUGUGUCUGUGCAUAUGUGUGUACCUCAGGCCAGAGAAAGAGCACAUGCAAUAGAUGAAAAGAACARUUAGGCUUUUGCUCAGCAUCUCAGUUUUCAUCACAUAUAGCUGGUGUGUCCACCCCCCUUUAAGAGUGAAUCUUAUCUAGAAAUAGAAGGAAGAGAAUGGUCAUUGUUGCUUUAAGCAUCAAUUCACUCUGUGCUAAGCAUGAAACCACUACUAUAACCCACAGUGUUGGUUGCUAGUCUUACUUAAUAGGGCUGUGUGGAACAGUGAAACAGUCUAUUCUAAUUAGUCUAUUUCUAGUGCAUGGCUGGUGUGUGUGUGUGUGUGUGUGUGUGUGGUGUGUGUGUGUGUGUGUGUGUGUGUGGUGUGUGUGUGUGUG
This is a messenger RNA of Salvelinus sp. IW2-2015, 3282 nucleotides long. Its product is annotated as failed axon connections homolog. NCBI's taxonomy places the organism in Eukaryota, Metazoa, Chordata, Actinopteri, Salmoniformes, Salmonidae. Gene Ontology annotation, cellular component: cytoplasm. The record is from RefSeq and is a predicted model, not a curated record.